Molecule: messenger RNA, 2447 nt
Organism: Rhizophagus irregularis DAOM 181602=DAOM 197198
Lineage: Eukaryota; Fungi; Glomeromycota; Glomeromycetes; Glomerales; Glomeraceae
Source: RefSeq, a predicted model, not a curated record
UUCAUUCUGACAAUAACUUAUUUAUUGAGGAAACUCUUUAAAUCAUUUAAAUUAUUUUCUCUAUUUGGAGAUUAAUUAAAUUCCUAAUAUUGACAUUAACCGGUCUCUAAUUAAAUAGUAUACGUCAUUUAUAUAUCGAAGUGAAAUAGACGAUAUUUCUAGCUGAAAUAUCAAGUAGAAAAAUUCAACAAUGAUAAUCAAAAAUAAACCGUUCAAUUUGUUAUUAUUUCUCUUUUACACUGUGUCUAUAUUAAUUAUCACGACAACAUGUGAAUAUCGUUCAAUAGAUGGCAUGGGUAAUAACAGGUAUCAGCCAACGGCCGGUAUUCCAAAGACUCCUUUCGUAAGAAAUCUUCCUUCAACGUCCCAUUAUGCAGAUGCGAAUAAUAAUUUAAUUCAUACUCCCGGAGAUUAUACAUCUAUUCCAGAUACACUUUUUACUUGCAACGCCACCUUACCUGAUGACAUAUUUCCUUUACCCAGAUGUGUUAGUAAUAAAUUAAUGUCUAAGCAAUCAAAAGAUAAUGAUACAUUUGAUAUACCACGUUUGGAAAAGUUCAAAAGUAAACGAAAAGUUUCUCAUAUUUUAACAUAUUGGGGCCUUUUUAUGAAAAUGGAUAUUAGUAGUGGUUUCGAAUCAGGAAUGAAUUAUCCAAAAGGUGUUUAUAUCCCUCAAGACGAUCAAAUUUAUUUAUCUAGUUAUCGAAACGGUCCAAAACCCGCAGAUCUUUCUUUUGCUGAAGCUGCAUUACCGUUUAAUCGAUCAGUUCCAGAUGGUGGUAAUACAGGAGUUAAUGAGGCCACAUCAUUUAUUGACGCGUCAACAGUUUAUGGCAACAGUAAUGAUGAUUUACGAUUGGUCAGAGAUUAUAAUAAUAGGGGAAAAAUGAUAUUAAUAAAAGAAUCUACACCUGAUGGAGCAUUUGGAUAUCCACCUGUCUAUGCGAAUGGCGAUUUUAUAUAUGGAUAUAGUGCAGUAUUUGGAAGAAAUGUUUUUACAGAUUUUUUUCAUAUACUUUUCUUACGUGAGCACAAUCGAUUAUGCGAUGAACUUUAUAAUGUCAAUAAAGAUAAUUGGGAUGAUGAAACAUAUUUUCAAGAAGCUAGAAGAUGGGUUAUAGCUUUUCUCCAAAAAAUUACUUAUUAUGAAUAUCUUGGGACAGCAUUGGGAACUCCUUUACCUAAAUAUGAUGGAUAUAAACCAGAAAUUACACCAUCUAUUGACACUUUCUUUGCUACCGUAACCUAUCGAUAUGGUCAUUCUGAACUCAGUGACUUUCAUGACAUAGUAAAUGGACAAGGAGAAUUACUUACAUCGUUGAUGUUAAAUGAUUUACAAAAUUCUCAACUAAUAAAAACAUAUGGAGUUCCAUCUAUUGCACUUUCAUUGGCGCUUCAGAGACAAGAAGAAGUUGAUAUUUAUACUGCCGAUUUUGUGCGACAUUACCUACAUAUCUCAGAAUAUUUUGACAUUGUUAGUGUCGAUACUGUUCGAAGUAGAGAUCGUGGUAUUCCAUUAUAUAAUGACGCGAGACAAGCUUUUGGAUUAGCAAGAAAAAAUUCAUUUGCAGAAAUAUCAAGUGAUCCUGAUGUACAGAAAAGAUUACAAGAUACAUAUACAACGGUAGAUCGAGUUGAAGCAUUAAUGGGUGGAUUAGCAGAAGAUCACGUUAAUGGUGGAAAUUUUGGAGAGUUAUUUUAUAAAAGUUUUUCAGACCAAUGGAUAAAAAGCCGAGCCGCAGAUAGAUUUUGGUAUGAAAAUGCGGAUGCUGGAUUUAGUAAAGAGGAUAUAGCAAAAAUUCAAACAACAACAUUAUUAGAUAUCAUAAAAAGAAAUACCCCGGAUUCAUAUUACCCUCGAAAUGUCUGGUUCGUACAACCGCCUGCUUCGUCAAAAUUACCCGAAAACACUAAUAACGGUUAUAAUUCGCCUUUAUCACUUUCCAAUGAUUAUAAUAUUCAAUGGAAAAUGGAUUCAACAACUAUUACUUUCUUAAUUACAAUGAGUAGUACAAAUUCAUGGUUUGGAAUAGGAUUUAAUCCUAAUGGUAAUGGUAUGACAGACACUGAUAUGAUGAUAUUUUGGAAUGAAAAUAAUUCUGUUACUGGAAAAAAUUUUAAAGGAAUUGGACUUGGUAUUGUACCUAAGCAAUUAGAUAAUAAUGAUCAAAUUAUAACUAUUUCUAAUCAAAAAGUUGAAGGUGGUUUAACUUCACUUGAAGUUACUCGUCCAAUAAAUAAUAAAAAUAGAAAAUCCCUAGAUGGUGACAUCGAAAGUAUGUAGAAGAAAACAUGCAUUAUAUUAUUAAUAAUUAAUGAUUAAACCUAAUGUGUUUUCUACGUCUAGUGGUUUAUGCUUGGAAUCCUAACUCACAUAGCUUAACUUAUCACGGUGGAAAUCGUGGUAAAAGAAUGAUUAAUUUCCGAACAGGCACAACCACAGAUCU